This is a messenger RNA of Drosophila ficusphila, 829 nucleotides long. RefSeq lists its product as uncharacterized. The record is from RefSeq and is a predicted model, not a curated record. The coding region runs from base 268 to 606 and encodes 112 amino acids. The transcript is spliced from 3 exons. NCBI's taxonomy places the organism in Eukaryota, Metazoa, Arthropoda, Insecta, Diptera, Drosophilidae.
UCUAUUUUCAUAUACAUACUCGUAUAUAUUUUUUCUCUAUUUUUUGUAGUUCACCCACAUAAGCUGCGAGGGACACGUGAGGUUUCUCAGCGACAAAAAUACGAAAUUUGUGUGAGGAAGCACACAGUUUACACACAUACACACGCAUGCAGACUGUGUGCGUGUGAAGGACGCACGAAUCGCCUUAAAUAUGCUUCAACUGCUAAAGAAGCCAUAAAGCAACAGCCAUCCGACAUCAGGCUGCGUCCAACAAAAUUAACCCAAACUAUGAAGUUCUAUAGCCUCUUUAUACCGAAAACUUAUCGUCUUAAGCCUAUUUUAGUUUCCUUGCCUUAUAAUCGCAUCUUAGUGAGUGGACCUUUGGUGAAGUGGCAUUCAGGGUCAUCGGUUAGGGCACCUGCACGGUCACCUGGACAGGAAAUUAGAGGACCUCUUCCAAACGCCGAGUGUCUUCCUCCAGCAGCAGGAGUAGGUCCCGACCAUUUGUAUAAUACCAACCGUAUUAUAUCACAGGGGAACUGGUUUUUUUAUUGCCCUUCAUUUAAUGUUAAUCUAAAGGACACACAAAGCGCCUCAAAUAUGCUUAAACUACUAAAGAAGCCAUAAAGCAACAGCCAACCGUCAAACAGGCCACCACAGGAAAAGCCUGCGACGCACCACCGCCGCCACUUCAUCGCUCAGUUUUCAUCGGACCUAGAAUGGGAACACAUUAUCCUGGAUACUCCGAGCCGGGUUCAAACCUAUGCCUGUUGGCACAAACUUGUUUGAGUUGCAGGGGAAAUUUAGGUGGUACAACAUGGAUGUUAAAAUGUCGGUUUUAAGGGAUGAA